UGCCACUCCACCAUUGCCAUUAUCCAACACAACAUCCAGCUGACUAAUUCUACUAAUGUGCUGAUUGAUGCUGCAGUUUCUCGCAACGAAGAUGUACCGUGCGCUCAGCCCGUGCGUGGCGUGACGUGAACUGCAAGCAACGGUCCACAACUGCAUCGGACAGCCAGUCGGGCCAGUUGAUAGUGAAUGGUGGAUCAGGUGCAUUCAUACGCGGAACGAAGCACUGUUUUCGGCACUGAGACGGGACAAUCUUGAAGGUGAUCGCCAUGGUUAGAACAAUAGCGGUACUGGUAUUAUCCGGAUUAAUUAUGGUGGUAGCGGCGGAGCAUCCGAAACCAUUCCUUUGCGCGGAUCAAAUGGAAAUUAAUAGCACUGAAACUGCGUUGAAAAAUGCGCUGUUCUGUGGAACCAGCUACAACCCACGUUACCGGCCAGUGAAGUAUCAGCAAGAUCGGCUCGCCAUGUACAUCGGUGCCGAAGUGAUCAAUGUGGAAAAAGUUCGUGAUGACGACUCGAAGCUGGAGAUAACUUUGGAACUGUUGAUGCAAUGGUACGACGCGUUUCUACACUGGAACAAGCGAACCAGCGGUAACAUCGAAACUAUCAACGUGGCCGAACAGGAUCUCUGGACUCCAACGUUUGCGGCUAAAUCGUUUCAGAAAUCGCCGCGCAUCCAAAGCACCAACCAGUGCUCCCGUGUCAAGUGCCAUCUGAGCUACGACGGGGAAGUUAUCUACACGGUACUGUGCACGUUUAAGGUGGACUGCUAUACGGAGCCGCGGUACUGGGCGUUCGAAACGAAGAUUUGCACGCUGCGAAUUUAUUCCGUCGAGUACGAUACCAACCAAUUGUCGCUGUUCCACUUCCAACGGCGCCUCUCGUACCCGAGCUAUCCGCUGCUGCCGUACAAAAUUACCUCCUUCCAGAUGGCCACCGUCAAUAGCACGAUGAGCCCGGAGUUUCGCAUGGACAUUGUCAUCGAGCGAUUGAUUGGAUCACAUCUGGUGGUGUUUCUCGUGCUGAUCGUUAUACUCUGCCUGUUGAAUCUGUUCAGUCUCUGGUUCAACAUACUCUCCAGUGCACGAGCGAUCGCAGUCGUUCUGGGCACGGUGAUGCAAAGCAUGUUCCUCGUCAUUCUCUACUGGUACGGAGUAGUGAAAAUGAAACCGGUCAUUACGCUGGCACAUCUAUUGCUGGGAUCCUGCGCGUUUGGGGCAGUUGCCUGCGGUUGGACGUACUUUGUUCGGGGACAGAUUAGCACCAGGAAGCGGUUUACCGCCGGCUGCCCACGUACAGUCGCACGGGUUAUUGGAUUUUUGAGAAAAAAUCAACCACUGGCAUCGUUCUUGUCGAUCGGGUAUCUCAACGGAACGAGCGCGGAAGGAAAGUUGGCCAACGAUUGGGAGGAAACCCAUGUGCAGCAGCAGAACACACCAACAAUGGCGGCAGAGGGCCAAGAACGGCAGCAGGAUGACGAAUUGACGUCCAGCGGGAAUGAGGAGGAGUGUGAUGUCAAGUGGCAGGAAGUGGUGCAGCCCCUUGAUCGUAUCCUGUUUUGUGCCAUGCUCACUGCCUACCUACUGAUGUUCAUCGUGUACGUUUGCUAGUAGCGCGGUGUUCUAGAACAAGUACUAAUAAAUACUACCGAACGGUACGAAUAGCGGUGUCCAAAUAAAA
Messenger RNA from Anopheles stephensi (Asian malaria mosquito), 1677 nucleotides. RefSeq names its product proton-gated ion channel subunit pbo-6-like. Gene Ontology annotation, biological process: signal transduction; nervous system process; regulation of membrane potential. The coding region runs from base 267 to 1607 and encodes 446 amino acids. NCBI's taxonomy places the organism in Eukaryota, Metazoa, Arthropoda, Insecta, Diptera, Culicidae. The record is from RefSeq and is a predicted model, not a curated record. The transcript has 6 exons. Gene Ontology annotation, cellular component: neuron projection; membrane; synapse. Gene Ontology annotation, molecular function: neurotransmitter receptor activity; extracellular ligand-gated monoatomic ion channel activity; transmembrane signaling receptor activity.